AUGGACACCAUGGACGUGAUCUCCGCCAGCACAGAUCGCGCGGAGUUUGCAAAUUCAACAAGCCAGGAUUUCCAGGAAGACGAAGCCGAGGGGUUUGCGAUGCUCAAGAGACGGCUCUCACGCGAGUCUUUCCGCAUAGCAAAGUCAAUCAGCCAGGAGUUCCAGGAAGAAGACGAAGACGAAGAAGACAAGGAGUUUGCAAUGCUCAAAAAACGCCUCUCACGUGAAUCCUUGCGCAGCACGGACGCGGAGAGCGCGGAGUUCGCAGAUUCCACGAGCCAGGAUUUCCAGGAAGACAAAGAAGUCGGCGAGUUGACGAUGCCAAAGAAGCGGCUUUCACGUGAACCCUUGCCCAGCAAGGAUGCGCCAGCUCCCAAAAAGGCUAGGGCCGAGGUCGAGGUCAAGCUCAAGGCAACGAGCGAGGACUUGGCACUGGCCAUCAGCCAGGAUUUGGCAGGACACACCACUCAAGGUGCGCAUGGCAUGAACUACCACCACAAGAGCCCUGGUGAUCAAGGCACUACCUUCUUCAUGCCCAUGAAGUCGUUGCUCGGUGAAGGUGCUCUUAGUGGUGCUGUACAGCAGAUCAAAGCAUUGGGGCACAAGAAGGCGUUGAUUGUCACGGAUGCCAUCCUGGUGAAAGUUGGUGCUGUGAAGGCAGCCACGGAUGUGCUUACUCAGGCAGGCAUCGCCUUCGCCAUCUACGAUGGCUGCCAGCCGAAUCCAACUGUGGGCCAGGUGGAAGACGGUUUGCAGAUGGUGAAGAACGAAGAGUGUGACUUCGUCCUUUCAUUUGGUGGCGGAUCACCACAUGAUUGUGCGAAAGCCAUUGCUAUCACAGCCACAAAUGGCGGAGACAUUCGUGCGAUGGAGGGCGUUGACAAAAGCACCAAGCCUAUGAUGACCAUGGUGGCGGUGAACACUACGGCCGGCACUGCUGCUGAGAUGACGCGCUUCUGCAUCAUUACGGAUGAGGUGCGGCAUGUGAAGAUGGCCAUAGUGGAUUGGCGGAUUACGCCUACCUUGGCUGUGAACGAUCCAACAACCAUGGUGGGUAUGCCCAAGUCUUUGACUGCAGCUACUGGAAUGGAUGCUCUCACUCAUGCCAUUGAGGCGUACGUGAGCACGAUCUCGAACCCAGUGACUGAUGCAAGCGCGCUCCAUGCCAUGAAGCUCAUCAGCACUUACCUACCCACCGCAGUUGAGGACGGGACGAAUAUGAAGGCACGUGACAUGAUGGCAUAUGCAGAGUUCCUCGCUGGCAUGGCCUUCAAUUCAGCCAGCCUGGGCUACGUUCAUGCAAUGGCUCACCAGCUGGGAGGCAUGUACAACCUACCGCACGGUGUUUGCAACGCCAUCUUGUUGGGUCCUGUGCAGCAGUACAACGCGAAGUAUGUGCCGCAUCUCUUCAUCGACAUCGCCAUCGCCUUGGGCUUCACGGAUGUCGGGGAAGACCAGGAUCUUGCUGUCAAGAAAGUGCUGAAGGCCAUCAGGUACUUGAAGAACAGGGUUGGCAUCCCCAAGAAUCUGAAGGCAUUCAAGGAGGUGAAGGUGGAACAUUUUCCCGUCUUAGCCGACAACGCAAUGAAGGAUGCUUGCGGUUUGACAAAUCCGCACCAGCCCACCAAAGAGGAGGUCAUUGCAUUGUUCCAAGCUGCCUAUGACCAGGAAGAUGAAGAAACCCACGAGCUUGCCGUUAUCCAGGAAGACAAAGAAGCCGAUGAGUUUGCAAAGCUUAAGAAGCAGCUCUCACACGAAUCCUUUCGCAGCAAGGACAAGGAGUCUUUGCCGUCGCUGCUGCAAGCUAGACGCUGCGCUGUGUAG
Messenger RNA from Symbiodinium necroappetens, 1824 nucleotides. NCBI's taxonomy places the organism in Eukaryota, Dinophyceae, Suessiales, Symbiodiniaceae. The record is from the annotation of a GenBank genome assembly.